Antechinus flavipes (yellow-footed antechinus) is the source of this 921-nucleotide messenger RNA. Its product is annotated as olfactory receptor 52D1-like. The transcript has a single exon. Gene Ontology annotation, molecular function: G protein-coupled receptor activity; olfactory receptor activity. Gene Ontology annotation, biological process: G protein-coupled receptor signaling pathway. NCBI's taxonomy places the organism in Eukaryota, Metazoa, Chordata, Mammalia, Dasyuromorphia, Dasyuridae. Gene Ontology annotation, cellular component: membrane. The record is from RefSeq and is a predicted model, not a curated record. Bases 7 to 921 code for a protein of 304 amino acids.
CACCCCAUGAACUUCGUGCUAACAGGUAUCCCAGGGCUAGAAGCAGCACACAUGUGGAUCUCCAUCCCUUUUGUUCUUAUGUACCUUCUGGCUGUAGUGGGCAAUGCCCUGGUGAUGGUUGUGAUAGCCGGGGACCGGAGUCUCCAUGAGCCCAUGUACAUCUUCUUAGCCAUGUUGGCACUCAAUGAUGUCAUCCUCUGUACAGUCACUGUACCAAAAAUGCUUGUUAUCUUUUGGACAGGUCCAACUAUCUCCACUUUUGCAAGCUGCCUCACUCAGAUGUUCUUUGUUCAUGCUUUGUUCCUCUCAGAAUCAGCUGUACUCCUUGCCAUGGCCUAUGACCGCUAUGUUGCCAUCUGUACACCUCUUCACUAUACUUCUCUAUUGACCAUAUCUAUCAUUGGGAAGCUAGGUCUGGCCCUGGUAGCUCGGAGUGUGGUUGUGGUUGUUCCUGGUGUCCUCCUUAUCCUUCGUCUGCCCUUUUGCCGGACCAAUGUCAUCCCUCACACUUACUGUGAGAACAUGGGCAUAGCCAAACUGGCUUGUGCCAGUAUCAAAGUUAACAGUGUCUAUGGGCUUACAGCAGCCUUCCUUACCACAGGCCUGGACUUCAUUCUUAUUGCUAUCUCCUAUGGGCUAAUUCUCCGAGCAGUGCUAGGACUGCCCUCACGUGAAGCCCGAGCAAAGGCCUUUGGGACAUGUGGAACACAUAUUUGUGUUAUCCUAGUUUUCUACACACUGGCCUUCUUUUCUUUCUUCACCCACCGCUUUGGUCCACGUGUUCCCCACCAUGCUCAUAUUCUCCUUGCCAAUCUUUACCUACUGGUACCUCCUACAAUGAACCCCAUUGUCUAUGGGGUGAAGACCAAAGAAAUACGAGUGCGUGUCCUAGGUCUUUUUCACCAGCCAAAGUCUUCUUAA